Molecule: messenger RNA, 4209 nt
Organism: Rhineura floridana
Lineage: Eukaryota; Metazoa; Chordata; Lepidosauria; Squamata; Rhineuridae
Gene: EIF4B
Product: eukaryotic translation initiation factor 4B
Exons: 15
Coding region: 95-1972 (625 amino acids)
Molecular function (GO): RNA binding
Source: RefSeq, a predicted model, not a curated record
CAUACGCCCCCCUCAGAGGAGAAGGAGGUGCCUCUUUCGCUAUAAUCACGUGACGGCCGCAUCCGGGCCUUUUGCCUUCUCUCCUCUUCCCAACAUGGCGGCUUCAGCUAAGAAGAAGAACAAGAAGGGGAAGACCCUGACCUUGACCCUGACGGACUUCCUGGCAGAGGAUGGCGGUGGUGGUGGUCCCACCUUCGUUCCAAAACCAGUCAGCUGGGCAGAUGAGACAGACGACCUGGAAGGAGAUGUUUCUACCACCUGGCAUAGCAAUGAUGACGAUGUGUACCGAGCCCCUCCAAUUGACCGUUCCAUCCUGCCCACUGCACCCCGGGCAGCUCGGGAGCCCAAUAUUGACAGAAGCCGUCUCCCAAAGUCACCUCCCUACACUGCCUUUCUGGGGAACUUACCCUAUGAUGUGACAGAAGAGUCUAUUAAGGACUUCUUCAGAGGACUUAAUAUAAGCGCUGUUCGUUUGCCACGAGAGCCUAGUAAUCCAGAGAGGUUGAAAGGAUUUGGAUAUGCUGAGUUUGAAGACCUGGAUUCCUUGCUCCGUGCUUUGAGCCUCAAUGAAGAGUCUCUAGGGAACAGGAGAAUACGAGUGGAUAUUGCUGAUCAAGCUCAGGAUAAAGAUAGGGAUGAUCGCUCUUUUGGUAGAGACCGUGAUCGAAACCGGGAUUCAGAGAGAUUCGAGACUGACUGGAGGGCUCGUCCUGCUACAGAUAACUUUGAUGACUACCCUCCCCGCAGGAGCGAGGAUAGCUUUGGAGAUAGGUAUCGGGACCGUGAUCGUUAUGAUUCGGAUCGGUACCGUGAUGGUCCCCGAAGAGAGAUGGACCGUUUUGGGGGCCGAGAUCGUUACGAUGACCGUAGAGAAUACGAUAGAGGAGGUUUCGACUCUAGGUCAGGCAGUGGUAGAAGAGCCUUUGGCAGUGGGUACCGUCGGGAUGAUGAUUUUAGGGGUGGUGGUGACCGCUAUGAAGACCGUUACGAGAGACGGGAUGACCGAAUGGAUAGGUGGAGCAGCUCACGGGAUGACUAUAGUAGGGAUGACAGCCGGCGGGAUGAUAGAGGUCCCACUCAGAGGCCUAAAUUGAACCUGAAGCCUCGGAGCACACCCAAGGAUGAAGAUACAUCUGUAGCUCCUGCUACCCAGUCCAGCCGUGCAGCCUCCAUUUUCGGGGGGGCCAAGCCUGUGGAUACAGCUGCAAGAGAGCGCGAAGUAGAAGAGAGGCUACAGAAAGAGCAAGAGAAGCUGCAGCGCCAGCUGGAAGAUGAUAAGCCCAGGCUAGAGCGGCGGCCCCGGGAGCGACACCCCAGCUGGCGUAGUGAAGAUAACCAAGAGCGGUCACGGACAGGGAGUGAAUCCUCGCAGACUGGCAGUACAACCGCUUCUGUGGGGACAGGCCCAACAGGAAGAACCUCACGAAGGAGGGAGAGUGAGAAAUCAUUGGAAAAUGAAGGCAGCAGUAAAGAAGAUGAAGGUCUGUCUCCCACCUCCAAGACUCCCAGGGAAGAGAAGCUUCCCCUGAAGGUGAUGCCAGCUCCUCCGCCAAAAGAAAACGCCUGGGUGAAACGCAGCAGCAAUUCUCACCCGGCACGCUCACAGAGCUCGGACUCGGACCAGUAUUCCCCUACAAGUGGCAACCAGGCUGUGCCACCCUUACCUUCAGAAGAUGGAGUGCCCUCCAAGAACACCCCAAGGAAAGGAGAUGAGAAUAGACCUGAUGGAGGAAAGGAGAGUGUUCCAAUAGGCCGAAGUGGGAGCUCUGGCUGUGGUCCUGGAGAUGGAGGCAGCAGAGACCAUUGGCAAGAUUCAGAUAGGAAAGAAAGUAAGGAGCAUGACUCAAGAUCUGCAUCUGAGCCAAAGCAAUUUGAAGAGAACCCUACCCCUAAAUUUAGCUGUGCUAGCAAGUAUGCUGCUUUGUCAGUGGAUGGUGACGAUGAAGCGGAGGGGAAUGAGUAUGCUGACUAAACUGUCCAGUCCCUCCGUGCUGGCUCCUUACCAGUUGCCACCCAGGAACAUUCGGCAAGCAAAACCAAACCUUUAUUCAGACAAGACAGAAAAAUAAAAGCCUACAAGUCAACAUCUCCUUGGAGAGACCUUUCUUAAACCUUUCCUUUAAAAAAAAUGAAAAAGUGAUACAGUUUCUCUUGCAUGCAGCUGCAGCCUUUAAAAGUAUUGAACUAACUGGAGAAAUCCCUGCAAACAAAAGUAUAGCAAGAGAGAAAAUGGCAGGUGUCUUUUUAAAAAAAAAAAGGAAUAGGCCCAGUGUGUGUCUUGAGUGUGACUUCAUGCAGCUUCUGAUCACGUCCAGAGCCCCAGGUCCUUCCCAUUAAAAGCAGAGGCUAGCACUUUAGCAGGCCAGGUGUGUAUGAGUGAGCGCAGUGGGGACUUGGGCAGCUGAGAACUGUCUGUUUCCCGCUUUUGCUAGCUUGGUUGAGUUCUGCAAUGUAACCUGGAAAAAAAUACUCUUGAAAGCUUUAGUGCGUUGAAGGAGGAGGAGAGCAGUCUUGUCCUAAUGGCUGGAGGAAGGGAUGAGAUGGCUGUCAAGGUAGAGGAUUGCAUCUCUGCACAAGUAAUCCCUGAGUUUAGAUGCAGGCUUUGCUGGGAGCGGGGGUUUCAUUGCAUUGUCCCAACUGUCUCUGAAAUCCAACAGGUAUGGAAAGCCCCAGGACAACACUAAGGCUGAAACUUAAUGGAACUUUGCCUACCAAGGGUACCCUCUUCUUGAGAGCCUCAAAGAUGAUCCCAGUUUUGUACCCUUGCCUAUCCCCAUCAUGAAGGCUGCUGACAGUUGCUUCUUCAUUGAAAGCCACUUUCCAUGUAGUUUGACCAAAUAGUGCAGAGGCUCUCUCCAUGCCAGCGGUCACUAGAACUGUGCAGCGCUGGUUUGAAGAGUGUGUGGUCAGUUUGAACCAUGCAGAAAGUAACUUUUUAUAUAUUAAAACAGGCUCCACCAAAUGGAAUCAGUUUUCAGUAACCUCCCUGAAGGGGACUGCAAUAUAUGAAGGAGCCACUGGAUUUAUGGGAAUCAAUAGUUGAAAGAGGAAUUUCUGGAGACUAUAAACUUUUCUUGGAAGUUCCCCCCCCCAUCCCUUCCUCUUCUUCCCCCUUUUAAUCACUUGAGGUACCAUCACAACCACUCACAAAAUUAAAUGGCACCUUUUUAACCUUGGGCACUGUUUAAAGGUAGCAAGAGUCAUUGAAAGUGUGGCUGAGUAUCUUUUACUGUUGGCAUCAUGUGACUAUUCAAGUUCCUUCCUCAUCUUGGGCAAGUAAGUGCACAACAUGGCUGGCAAACGUUCUUCAGGCCUUGUGUAAAGGGUUUAUUUUUAGCCCCCUUAAUUACUUUUUUAAACUUCCUUCACCACCACCCCAGCACCGUCAGAUGUCAGACAUAACUGAGACACACAUCUAUUCCAUUUGUUGUUGCAGUCUUGGUUCUUUCAUUUUUUUAUACCUUGAGUUUAUGGGUAGGGGAAGUGGGAAUUAUCUGCACAGUGGAACUGAACUAGCACAAGGUUUUAAUAGCCAACUCUCCAAAAACAUGCUUUACACUGAGGUUGUAGAGUAUCUGGCUAGAACAAGUGGUUAGCUUUACAAGGCGUGCGCAUGCUCACCAAGGAGCUGCUACUUUUUACGUGGUGGUGGUGGUGGUGGGGGAAACUAUGCCUUUUCCUCUUGGAAGCAAAUCCAGCUGACUCAAAUGCAAGAUUCAGUGUGUUGCAAAGCCUGCUGUGGUUGGUGUCUUAUUUCAAUAACUUUUAGCUACAGUUUAAAUCAGUCCUUUGAAACAUAAAGGGUAUUGGCAUGUCCUGGGGGCUGGAUAUAAAGGAAUGGGAGGGGGAGACCCUGCUGAGAGCAGAUACGGAUUUGAAAUGCAAUAUUGCUUUGAGUGUGAAAUGUGGAGGGGGGCUAUAUUUGAGGUAAACUGCUAAUUUGCAUACCCCAGAAGCAUUCUCUACCCUCCCGUCUCUCCCUUGCCUAUUCUCUCUUUCUCUCUGCGCUGUCAGGACAGGUUCACAAAGUGGAGGUGCAUUUUACACAUUCUAAAGACAUGUAAAAUUUGUACAAAAUAUCUUCUAUGAAAAUGAUUUGUAAUCUGUGUGGACUUCCUGGGAGAUGUCUUUUAUUAUGUAAAAUUUCCCCUCCCCCCUCCCUGCCUCAGUUUUUUGUUUUUCUCCAAAUAAAACUAAUCUUUAAAAUAA